This is a messenger RNA of Rhea pennata, 2114 nucleotides long. RefSeq names its product methyl-CpG binding protein 2 (gene MECP2). The transcript is spliced from 3 exons. The record is from RefSeq and is a predicted model, not a curated record. Lineage: Eukaryota; Metazoa; Chordata; Aves; Rheiformes; Rheidae. Gene Ontology annotation, molecular function: methyl-CpG binding; chromatin binding; double-stranded methylated DNA binding. Bases 17 to 1504 code for a protein of 495 amino acids. Gene Ontology annotation, cellular component: nucleus; heterochromatin. Gene Ontology annotation, biological process: negative regulation of transcription by RNA polymerase II.
CUUCGCUGCGAAGAAAAUGGCGGCGGCGCCGAGCGGAGACGAGGAGAGAUUGGAAGAGAAAUCAGAGGAGAACUUACAGGGGCUGAAGGACAGGCCCCCCAAGGCCAAGAAGGUGAAGAAGGAGCGGAAGGAGGAGAAGCAGCAUGAGCCGGCGCAGCCCUCCGCCGAGCCGGCCGAGGCCGGCAAAGCCGAGACCUCGGAGGGAGCCGGGACGGCGCCGGCCGCGCCGGAGGCCUCGGCCUCCCCCAAGCAGCGGCGCUCCAUCAUCCGCGACCGCGGGCCCAUGUACGACGACCCCACGCUGCCCGAGGGCUGGACCCGCAAGCUGAAGCAGAGGAAGUCGGGCCGCUCGGCCGGCAAAUACGACGUCUACCUGAUCAACCCGCAGGGAAAAGCCUUCCGCUCCAAAGUGGAGCUGAUCGCCUACUUCGAAAAGGUAGGAGACACCUCCCUGGACCCCAACGAUUUUGACUUCACGGUGACCGGCCGGGGCAGCCCAUCGCGGCGGGAGCAGCGACCCCCCAAGAAACCCAAAUCCCCGAAGGGGCCCGGGACGGGCCGAGGCCGCGGCCGGCCCAAGGGCAGCGGCGCGGCGAAGCCCAAGACGGCGGCCUCGGAGGGCGUGCAGGUGAAACGGGUCAUCGAGAAGAGCUCCGGGAAGCUGCUGGUGAAGAUGCCCUUCCAGCCGGGGCAGCCGGGGGCUCGGGCCGAGGGCGCCGCGGCCACCACCUCGGCCCAGGUGCUGGCCGUGAAGCGCCCCGGGCGGAAGCGGAAAUCGGAGCCGGACAGCCAGGCGGUGCCCAAAAAACGGGGCCGGAAACCGGGCGGCGGGACGGGGGCGGGCGGCGGGGCGGGGGCCGCGCCGGAGGCCAAGAAGAAGGCGGUGAAGGAGGCGGCGGCGCCGGCGGUGCAGGAGACGGUGCUGCCCAUCAAGAAGCGCAAGACGCGCGAGGCCGUGGUCCUGGAGGCCCGCGAGGCCGCCGCCGCCAAGCCGCCGCCGCCCGCCCCCGAGCGCAGCCCCAAGGGACCCAAGAGCGCCAAGAGCCCCGGGCGGCGGAGCAAGGAGGGCAGCCCCAAGGGGCGCACCCCGGCGCCCGGCGGCAAGAAGGAGCGGGCGUCCCCGCCGCCGCCGCCGCCGCCGCCGGCGGCCCCCGAGCCCCCCGCCAGCCCCAAGGACAGCGCCAGCCCCCCGCCGGCCCAGGACUUAAGCGGCAAGGGGUGCUCGGAGGAGAAGGGGGGCCCGGCGGCCAGCGACGGCUGCGCCAAGGAGCCGGCUAAGACUCACCCGCCCCCUCCGCCGCCCGCCGCCUACAAACACCGAGGGGAGGCCGAGCACAAAGACACUGUGUCCUCCUCUUCCUCCUCCUCCUCCUCCUCCUCCUCCUCUUCCUCCUCCUCCUCGUCGGCGGCGGCUCCCCCCCCUCCCAGCGCCUCCGUGCCCCGGCCCGCCGGCCGGGACGAGGCCGUCGACACCAGGACGCCUGUCCCCGAGCGGGUCAGCUGACUGUGAGCGCCCAGCGCGCGCGCGCGUGGGGCCAGGCGCGCGGACGGACGGACGGACGGACGGACCCCCCCCCCCCUUCCCCUUCCCCGCGCGCACGCAGGCAGCCGCACGCACACCCCCCCCCAACCCCGUGCACACGCCGCCCUCCCUCUCCCUCCCGCUCCAGGCAGCUCUCCGAGGGCCCCGGCUCCCCUCGUCGUCGUCGUCGCCCCCCCCCCAAAAAAACACCUCGUUUUUAUUACCGAAAAGCACAGCGAGGGGCCCCCCCCUCCUGCCCCCCCGCCCCGAAAUGGGGCCCAAAACCACUUUGCACUUUCGUCUCUAGAAAGAUAUGGGGGGGGGAAUCCCUCUUCUCCCCCCCCCCCCGCACGCUCGGCCGCGUCGUACUACUGUCCGGGGGGGGGACGGGACGGGACAGGGACGCCCCUUCCCGCGGCGGUCCGGGUGCGUGCGCGCCGGGGGGGGGGGGGCUGCGGACGUGCGCGGCCUCGGCGCGGCGCUUCACUCGUUCUUCCAGUUCGUUUAAUUUUCGUGCCCCCCCCUCCUCCCCCCCCCCCCCCCGUUUUUAGCCUAGGGAACCAUUUGCACUAACCAAGCCGUGGCCGGGGGG